UAUUGUAGGCUGUCGCGAUAAUAUGUAAAUCUAACUAAAUUAAAGUUAUUGAAUUAAAAUUUAAAGGCUGUGUUUAAAGGCUAAUAGCCAAAGGAUAAUAAAAUGACGGAACGAGAUUAUGCUCCCUUGAGCUCAGCAUGCGUUCGAGGGCUUUGUGAUAAGGUUUAUGAAAAAAGAAAAUUUGCUGGAGGAGAGAUUGAAAAAAUGGUGAAAGACUUCAGUGAUGCAAAUAACACUAACCAGAUAAAGCGUCUCAUCCGUGUGUUGGGGCAGGACUUGAUGUCUUCAACCAACCCUAAUGUCAAGAAUGGUGCCCUCAUGGGGCUCUCGUCAGUGGCUGUUGGCUUGGGAAAGGGUUGUGUGUCAUAUGUUGGAGAGCUGACUCAUCCUAUCGUGGCCUGUCUCAGUGAGAGCGAAGCCAGAGUGCGAUAUGCGGCUGCAGAAGCCCUGUUCAAUGUGUUGAAAAUUGUGCGAGGAGCGGCUUUGCCCUACUUCCCCAUCAUAUUUGAUGCUCUGGCGAGAUUGGCUGCAGAUCCUGAACCACAAGUGAAGCAGGGUGCAGAACUUCUGGAUAGAUUGGUUAAGGACAUAGUGACGGAGAGCGCGUCGUUCUCGCCGGCCGCGUUCGUGCCGCUGGUGCGCGAGCGCAUGUACUCGCGCGUGGCGAGCGCGCGGCAGUUCGCGGUGGCGUGGGUGUGCGCGCUGGACGCGGCGCCGGCGCUCGGCCUGCGCGCGCACCUGCCCGCGCUGCUCGACCCGCUCUUCAGCGUGCUGGACGACCCCAACCCGGAGAUCCGCCGCAUGUGUGAGGUUCAGCUGAAUGAGUUCCUGCGCAGCAUCAGGAAGGAUCCAUCGCAAGUUGACUUUGAGGCCAUGAUCAACAUACUGAUUACGCACGCUCAGUCCACAGAAGAGCUGUUGCAGCUGACGGCCCUCACGUGGGUGCGCGAGUUCCUGGAGCUGUGCGGGCGGCGCGCGUUACCGCACGCGUCCGGCGUGCUGUGCGCCGUGCUACCCGCACUCGCCUACACAGACGAGCCACGGAAGAAAAUACGUGAGAUUGCAGCCACCGUCAACCUGCAGUUGAUCAAACUUGUUGAAUCGGAAUCUGAAAUUCCCGAAGCAGCAAUGAAAGGACUAUCACUUGAUGACAAAGAAAAGGAAAAAGUUAAACAAGAAGCAUCAAACGCAGAAGAAAAAGAAAAUAAAGAAACUGAUACUAAAGAUCAGGAAGAAAGUGGAACUGUGGGAGAGAAAUUAAAUCUAGUUGCAGUUGUCGGAGUUCUCACACAGAUGUUGCAUCACAACUCUGUGCACACGAAGAUAGCAGCGCUCGAUUGGAUUCUACACUUGUACAAUAAAUUACCUAGUGAGAUGUACCCCCAAACGGAGACAGUAUUCAGCCCUGCGCUGGGCGCGCUCACGGACGGCUCGGACGAAGUUGUGCGCCGCGCCAUAGCACUGCUCGCUGAGAUCUGCUCCUGCCAGCCACAACCCAACAAUACCACCACUAAUACCACCGCCGAUAGUAGUGAGAACGCGGAACUGCCUGUCGAUUUGGAAGCGAGUCCCUAUUAUUACAAAUUCUUGAAAGCGUUGCUGCGGUUGCUCGCCGCUGAUGAGAAUUUAUUGGAAGACCGGGGCGCUUUUAUAAUCAGGCAGCUGUGCGUGCUGCUGCCGGCGGAGGAGGUGUACCGCGCGCUGGCGCACACGCUGCGCGGCGAGCGCGAGCUGCGCUUCGCGGGGCGGCUCGUGGACGUGCUCUCCGCCAUCCUGCUCACCGCGCCCGAGCUGCACCACACGCGCCGCCGCCUGCGCGCCUUCCGCGACCCGAGCACGCACGCGCUGUUCAAGUCGCUGUACCAGUGCUGGUGCCACAGCGGCGUGGCGCUACUCGCGCUGUGUCUGCUCACACACAACUACACGCACUGCAACCGGCUCAUAUCCACAUUUGGUGAUCUUGAAAUCACUGUAGAGUUUCUUACAGAGAUCGACAAAUUAGUACAACUUAUUGAAUCGCCAAUAUUUGCAUACCUGCGUCUGGAGCUGCUCGGGGGCCAGCAGAGCGCGGCGCUGCGGGGCGCGCUGUUCGGGCUGCUCAUGCUGCUGCCGCAGGGCGCCGCCUUCCACGCGCUGCGGCACCGCCUGCACACCGCGCCGCCGCCCGACACGCCCCUACUGCUGCCCGAGCAGCAGGCCGCCGACGGGGUAGCGCCGGACAUCGACUUCGAGGCGCUGCUGGAGGAGUUCCGCGCGGUGCAGAGCGCGCACCGCCGCUACCGCCUCGCCGAGCGCCGCGACCGCCGCGACCGGCCCUGCCUGUAGCGCACACCCCGCCCCCGCGGGCAGGCCUACACGCACCGACACACGCACACUCACAAACAUCAACACAAACACGUACGCGACGUGCCCGCGAGUGAACACACCCACGUACGCACUCACACUCACACCCACAUACACACUCACACCCGCAUAGACGCUCGCAACCGCACGUACGCUCACAACCACACACACAUUCACAAUCACAAACACACUCACACCCCCGCUGAUACCGCCACACAAACCUACACGCGCACGUACAGUAACACACGCACAUACUCACGAAGGGACUGUCAAUAAACUACAAAACUCGCAGUUAAAAAAAUCCACAAGCAAAACUAUUAACGCUUCUAUUAGGCAAAGUUUUCAAAUAAGCUUAAGAUGUUAAUUUGAAUAUGUACAUGUUGUUGUGUAUGAUAGAGAACCCUCCCCCUCCUCACGUUUCCCUCUACUUCUAGCUACGUAACUGUACUAACGUACAGGGUAAGAUUUGUCUCUUGUCUAAACUAACUAUUUAACGUGUAUUGUGUAUCCUGUUUCCAAUUUAUCUACUUCAAAUCCCAACUACUUAAGCAACACGAACUCGUACCGUUUCGACAGCGGAUAUAAUAUUAGCUAGAAUAUUCAUUAUAGUGACUAAAAAAUAUAAGCUAGGUGUUUAUUCACUUUAUCUGAGAUUUGUAGAUCUUGGUGUUGAGUGUUGUUGUUGUUGUAGCUGAGACAGAAUAAUUGGUGUUAAAACUUCUUGAAUAGAUGUAAAAAAUUUCUUUGUAAUUUUUUAACGUAAAGUUUUAACAAUUUUUCAAAACUUUUGGUGUCUAAAGAUUAUCAAACGAUUUAAAAUUUACUUUGGCUGAUUAGUAAGAAUA
Molecule: messenger RNA, 3188 nt
Organism: Colias croceus (clouded yellow)
Lineage: Eukaryota; Metazoa; Arthropoda; Insecta; Lepidoptera; Pieridae
Product: protein VAC14 homolog
Exons: 14
Coding region: 103-2325 (740 amino acids)
Biological process (GO): positive regulation of kinase activity; phosphatidylinositol biosynthetic process
Cellular component (GO): endosome membrane; PAS complex
Source: RefSeq, a predicted model, not a curated record